Messenger RNA from Danio rerio (zebrafish), 2119 nucleotides. RefSeq names its product cellular communication network factor 2a (gene ccn2a). Gene Ontology annotation, biological process: regulation of developmental process; positive regulation of multicellular organismal process; signal transduction. The record is from RefSeq and is marked provisional. Gene Ontology annotation, cellular component: extracellular region. NCBI's taxonomy places the organism in Eukaryota, Metazoa, Chordata, Actinopteri, Cypriniformes, Danionidae.
GUCACUCGACUCGGCUCAGCCUAAACUUCUUACCAAAGCUAAACUCUAGCUUUCACUCAACACGAUCAGGAGGAACUGGAUUCAAAGACUACACAACGAGAUCGACUUGAUCAAAUCUGAAGAGAAGACUUUGUAGGAUCUCAAAAGAAGAUUUUUCUUUUUGCUACAAACUUUAAAGAAGUCAUCAUGUUUUCUGGAAUGACUCAAAGUGUGAUUGCUCUGCUGUUCCUGACUUUCUUAAGAUGGGCUGUGGCUCAAGAGUGCAGUGGACAAUGCCACUGCCCUGAAGUGCCGCCCCAGUGUUCACCUGGUGUAAGCCUAGUUCUGGACACCUGUGGGUGCUGCCGGGUGUGUGCCAAGCAGCUGGGCGAGCUGUGCACAGAACGAGAUGUUUGCGACCCCCACAAAGGUCUUUACUGUGACUACGGCUCCCCAAGUAACCGUCGUAUUGGUGUCUGCACAGCCAGAGAUGGUGCCACUUGUGUGUUUGGUGGAAUGGUGUACCGCAGUGGAGAGUCUUUCCAGAGCAGUUGUAAAUACCAGUGCACGUGUCUGGACGGUGCUGUAGGUUGCGUGCCCCUCUGUGGAAUGGACAUCAGGCUCCCCAGCCCAGACUGCCCAAUGCCCCGCAGGGUGAAAGUGCCUGGGAAGUGCUGCGAGGAGUGGGUGUGUGACUCCCCUCGUCAAAACACCUUUGUGGGAUCAGCUUUAGCAGCUUACAGAGAGGAGGAGACAUACGGUCCCGAUCCCUCCAUGAUGAGAGAGAACUGCCUGGUUCAGACUACAGAAUGGAGCGCAUGCUCAAAAACCUGUGGCUUGGGAAUCUCUACUCGUGUGACCAAUGACAACCGUGAGUGCCGCCUUGAGAAGCAGUCUCGCCUUUGCAUGGUCCGCCCUUGCGAGUCACACCUGGAGGAGAAAAUAAGGAAAGGGAAAAAGUGCAUCCGCACACCACGAGUCUCCAAACCCAUGAAGUUUGAGAUUUCCGGCUGUACCACUACCAAGUCUUACAGACCCAAGUUCUGCGGCGUUUGCACAGAUGGUCGCUGUUGCACUCCUCACAGAACCGCCACCUUGCCCAUGGAGUUCAAGUGCCCCGAUGGCCAAGUCAUGAAGAAGCAGAUGAUGUUCAUCAAGACCUGCGCAUGCCACUACAACUGCCCUGGGGAGAACGACAUCUUUGAAUCCAUGUACUACAAGAAGAUGGUUGGCGACAUGGCGUGAAAAGUCAUGACCUGACAAGGAGUUCCAUGCAGUGACUGUCCACUUGAAUUGAACAGAUAUCCAUCUCAUAUCUCAGCACAAAUUACUUGUUUGUCUUUUUAUGGUUUGUUGCUUUCAUUUUACGUCUUUUUGCGUGUAUGUGUUUGCAUCUUGUUGGUGGACUCUGGAUUUCUAUGCUGUAUGUGUAUUCAUUUGUCAUGGUGGAUGUCUAAGCCUAGGGGGUGGGGAUCGUAAAAUGACCGGGCCCUGUUCGGACGCCCCUAAAAAACAAUACUGCACUAUAGUCCGAUGCUGUGACGCCCAAUGUCACUGAUUGGCAGAUGACGCCAAGCCCCUCCUCUAAACUGUGGUGAGCAGAUUCAGAUUCUGAGAGCAAAAAUAGUAAGAAAUGGAUGGCAGCUUUAACCCCAGAAGCUAAUCGCCUCACCAAGCUAAGAAGGCGGAAAAAAGAGACAGAGAGAAAUUGAUGUGCUCUUAUGUUUAGUUGAUAUUGUCAGCUCAGAGUUUGAUUGAGCUGAUCCAAGACAUGAAGUUUGGCCAAGAACUAUGAAGGUUAAUAUAGCACUGAGUGUUUGACUGUCUGGCCCCUCCUGUUGGGAAAGAGCCAGUAUCCCUGUCAAAAAGACUGGAUGAAUUGUAGCUUCAUUCUUUUUUAUGACAAUAUCUAUUUUUGAAAGCUGUAAAUAAUGUACAUAUUUUGUACAGCUUAAGUUAAUUUAAAUUGAAAGCAUUUUGUCUUCUUAUUUCCUUGCUUCGUCAUGUUUAAUGAUAGCUUCAUGUGCUGACUUGACUAUUCUUGGUACAGCUUGUCCAAUAUUUUAUUGAGAAGUGUGACCAAAAUGUUACAUGUUUUCACUUUUGUAGUUUACAAUAAAAUAUUAUAUUUUUAUACAAA